Molecule: messenger RNA, 1911 nt
Organism: Setaria italica (foxtail millet)
Lineage: Eukaryota; Viridiplantae; Streptophyta; Magnoliopsida; Poales; Poaceae
Exons: 2
Coding region: 159-1487 (442 amino acids)
Source: RefSeq, a predicted model, not a curated record
CUGACGCGGCCGCGGCUCCAAACCCAAAGGUGAACCCUAGGUCCCUAGCCCCAAAUUUCGUUCCCAAAUCUCGCCGCCUGCUGCCAUCGCAUCCGAUCCCCUUGCCUCUACUUGGAUUGGAUCUGUUCACCUCCUCUGCUUCCUCGCCCUUCACGGACAUGGCUGCCUCCACCGUCUCCUCCUGCGUUCCACCUUCUCUUCCCGAGUCCGCCGCCGCCUCAGGCUUGGUUCUCCUCGACAGGUGGUGCUACAUCGCCGACCUCCCCAACAACACCACCGCCGAGAGCACCACGAGCAGCGGCUUGCCUAUCAAGGUGACCUUCCGCGCCGCCCGCCCGCCACUUCUCUCCCACUUUUGUGUCCACUGCCCUGGCCUGGACUUCCGCAAAAUAGGGCCCAAGAUUGUCGCCACCGACGCAGAUCUCGUCCUCCUCCGCGUUCCCAUCGACCCCAACAGCACCAACAGAGGAUUGGACUGGGACUACUUCGUCUACAGGCCGCGCGCCCAGUGGCUAAAUCUGCUACCGAACCCGCACCCCAGGGUGCUCGACGACUCCGCAACUGCCCUCAUUAGCCGCGAAGACGGCGCUUGGUAUGUCGUUGCUGCUCUCGGUGUUAGGCUCCCCCUGUACGAUGGCCGCGCGCUCAUUAGGUGGGACUUCGACCUCCACCUGUACAGAUCCUCAGAUUCCAAAGGGUGGAUCUCCAAGCGGUUGUCAGUGAAUGAGUUCGAGAGGGACAAGCUUAUCCCUUUACCUCGAGCAGUCGACAGGCUGUACCACGAGACGGAGAAGACCAUCACAAUUGGUGGUGAGCAUGGCACGGUCGCCUGGGUGGACCUCUGGCGUGGCAUCUUCUUUUGCGACGUGCUCAAGGAAUGCCCACUGCUCCAGGAUGUCCCACUGCCAGUGCCGGCAAGGGGUGACUGGGAUUGCCGCCUCAGACAUUGUAACCCCAGCUAUUUGCGGGACGUAACUAUCAGCCGAAACAAAGACUCGAUCAAGUAUGUAGAGUUGGAAUUCUUGUACCGAGAAGAGCUGAAUGCCACCCCUGUUUCCCACACUGACUGGGUGUGCAAUAACUCAAGGAAAUCCCAGGUCAUCCGUGAUGGCUGGAAGUCCACAACAUGGAACAUGGCAAUACCGGUUGGUUUGGGGGAGGGCUGGCACCGUGACUGUGUAAUUGACGUUAAAGACGUCAACUUGGAGGCUAGUGACCCAUGUCUUUCUGAUCUCAUGGCUAUGCUGAGCAGCAAGACCACACGAACAUGGAAGGAACUUCCAGUGGCAUGCCCCAUCCUAAGCAUGGAUGAUGAUGUCGUUUACUUGCUUUCUCAAACCAGACCCAGGUACAUGGACAAGUUGGCAGUGAUAUUUGCUAUUGAUGUGAGGAAGGCAACAUUGCAAGGAUUGGCUGAGCUUGAUGUCCAGAAGAGCACCAUUUUCUUCCCGAACUUCUGCACAAGUGAGAUCUGCAGGGGUACCUGAGCAGUAUUAAGGUAACUUCUGUAUGCUGAUAGAAGCGAAGCACUGAAGUGAGCUGAAAAGUAGCUAUCAAACAAACUAAACAGGGUAAACCAUCUGAGGUGCAUGCGAAGAACUGGCUAGGACAAAGAAGCGUCAACCUGUUUGUUGAAACAUGGUACAAAGAAUCUGGAUGCAGACAUUGGAGAUUGAACUUCUUGAGUUGAUUUAUGAAAAUUAUGUGUAAUGCAACUAUCUGGAUUAUGUUGCUUGCAGUAUGCAGAUACAGGUACUUUAUUAUGUACCAGUGAACUUGUGUGGGCUAAAUGUUUUGGUUGAACCAUGUUUGUAUGUGUUAUGAUUUGGUUUUAAAUUUUUCUGUAUGCACAUUUUCUCUUUUGUUCCUAGCAUCCCACGUAAUGUCUAUCUAAUGGUUUAUUGAUUUAAA